UUUUUUUUGGGUUAAUUUUUUGUUUUGUAUUUUCGGCCCAUUUUAAUUUUUUUUUAAAGGAUAGAGAAGCUUGAGAGCUCAUUACAAUAUUGAAGGAAUUACAUCAAUGAAGAAUUAAAGAAGAGAAUGGUCAGGAGAAUGGGAGGCUCAACCUCUAAGCUUGACUCUUAAUACUACAACAAUAGCAAUACAACUUAUAUAGGCAAGGGGGACUUGGGAAGCAAAGAGCCAAAAUAGAAGAAACAAGACAGCAGCGUCUGUUCGCUGGCUCGACACCUGCUCGGGCGAGCUGCUCGGUUGAGCGGCAUGCAGGCCAUGCGUUUGACACUUUACCAGCUUGUUUGCAAGAUGAUAUUUGCUGCCAAGGGUCAAUCGGAAACAACCUCUUUGUUAUCACGAACAAGGAUCUUCGAAAACUUCCUGCAUACAGAGUAUGGUGGGCCAGGCACUUUGCUAGUACUCCCUUUCAUUGACAUGGCUGACACUCUGAAUGAGCGUGGGUUACCUGGGGAACCUCAAGCUGCACGAGCUGCUGUCAAAUGGGCUCAAGAAAAUGUAGACAAAGAUUGGAAAGAAUGGACUGGUAGCAAGUAAAGACAUGUCAAGAGAAUUUUGAUGUUUUUAGAUAGUCUUAGGUAUGAUAAUCUCUAAGUAUAUCAUCUUGAAAGAUUUUGAUUUCUUGAUAGAGAACCAGCAGAAAGACAGCUUCUAUUGCUGCAAGUUGUAGGUCAUUAGGUCAUCCAGAAGAUUCGAGCAAUUCGUAGAGAUCCAUAUGAUGGUUGAAUAAAUGUAGCGUGGUUAGACCGUUGGCUGAUAAAUUUUUUCUUUGCAACAUGGAAUAUUUUAUGAUAGAGUGACCAAAGUUCGUUACAAAGACUCAUAUAAUGUCUAGUUCAGGUUUAUGAAAAUU
This is a messenger RNA of Amaranthus tricolor (Joseph's coat), 910 nucleotides long. RefSeq names its product protein PLASTID REDOX INSENSITIVE 2, chloroplastic-like. NCBI's taxonomy places the organism in Eukaryota, Viridiplantae, Streptophyta, Magnoliopsida, Caryophyllales, Amaranthaceae. Gene Ontology annotation, biological process: regulation of gene expression. Bases 307 to 594 code for a protein of 95 amino acids. The record is from RefSeq and is a predicted model, not a curated record. The transcript is spliced from 3 exons.